Notothenia coriiceps (black rockcod) is the source of this 3892-nucleotide messenger RNA. Its product is annotated as amyloid beta A4 precursor protein-binding family B member 1-interacting protein-like. Gene Ontology annotation, biological process: signal transduction. The record is from RefSeq and is a predicted model, not a curated record. The transcript has 13 exons. NCBI's taxonomy places the organism in Eukaryota, Metazoa, Chordata, Actinopteri, Perciformes, Nototheniidae. Gene Ontology annotation, cellular component: cytosol; plasma membrane. Bases 13 to 1359 code for a protein of 448 amino acids.
CUAAGACACUCCAUGAUGCUCCUAAGUGUGAAAGAGACAGAAAAGAUGGACGACAUAGACGCCAUGUUUACUGACCUGCUUGGAGAGAUGAAUACUCUCUCUCAGAGUUUAAUGGCAUCAGCGGACAGAACUGAAGUGGACAGCGCUUUACAGACAGAGCGCACCUUCUCCAUUGGCUUCACAGACCUGAAUGAGUCUCUUAAAGAACUGGAGGACCAUGACCUGGAUGCUCUGAUGGCUGACCUAGCAUCAAGAUCAACCACCUCAGAAUGUAGCCUCCCCACAUAUCAACAGGCCGGCAACUGUGCAGAUAAUGAAAUGGCAGCAUCUGCCCUUCCUCCACCUUCAAACUCUGCUGAAUCCUCUGGAGGGCUGCAAACGAGCGAACCACAGACAAAGUCAGACAAAAUUAAACUGGCACUGGAAAAGCUGAAAGAAGCCAAAGUGAGAAAGUUAAUAGUAAAAGUGCUGAUGAGUGACGGCAGCUCCAAAAUACUGAUGGUGGAUGAGAGACAGACAGUCCGAGAGGUUUUGGACAUGCUGUUUGAGAAGACACACUGCGACUGCAGCAUUGACUGGAGCCUGUGUGAGACCAACCCUGAACUGCAGAUUGAAAGAGGCUUUGAAGACCACGAACACAUAGUGGAGCCCCUGUCUUCGUGGACUCGUCUCAGUGAAAACAAAAUGUACUUUGUCUCAAGACCUCAGAAGUAUGUGAUGUUCACAAACCCUCAAGUAUUUUACAUGUGGAAAAAGAAGAAAGAAUGUUCGAGCAAAAUUAAUGAGCAAGCCAAACAGCUCUUACUUCAGGAGCACUUUGGAGGUUCCACUCUGAUUGUUCCUGAUCUUGAAGGUACCCUGUACCUCAAAGAAGAUGCGAAAAAGGUUUGGAAACCUCGCUACUUUGUGCUCAGGGCCUCAGGCAUCUACUAUGUACCCAAGGGAAAGACAAAGUCUUCAAGCGAUCUUGUCUGCUUUGUCCAUUUUGAAAAAUUCAACAUCUAUAACACCAAGCACUUCAAACUGAAAUACAGAGCUCCCACCGACUUCUGCUUCAUGCUCAAGCAUCCCUGCAUCCAGAAAGAGUCUGACUACAUCAAGUUCCUGUGCUGUGAUGAUGAGCACACACUGCUGCUUUGGGUCAACUCCAUCAGGAUAGCUAAGUAUGGGACCACCCUGUAUAAGAACUACCAGGCUGCGAUGAAGAGAGCUCACCCCUCUGCUUCACACAAAGACAGAUAUAACUCACAGGUCAACACGCAACAGGCUCCACCCCAAACUACAAAUGUUGAAGACUACCCACACGAGGCACCGCCUGACUUCAUCCCUCCUCCACCUCCUGGACACACACAAGUUUAAGGUGUCCUUCAGUUAGCUUGGAUUAAUUGAUUGGAAAACACAAAUCCGGAAAAAUUGUUAACUUGGUGCCAAUAAUAUCACGUUUCUGUAAUGCACAUAGGAGAAACCUUACAUGUCAUAAUGCAAAAGAACAGAUUUAAUUUAAUACCAUAUGUAUGAGGAUAUUUAUUUGUGUAUGGUUUUACAAGUAAUACCUUUUUCGCACAUUUACGACACACUCCAAACCUAAUUUCGUUCAUUGUUUCAAUGAGCUGUUUAUUACAAAAAGACUGUACAUAAAUUGCAAUGAACACAUCCUAUGUACAAACUGAGAAGACAAAUAUUGGAUUCUGUUCCCAUGAACAUUUAAGUUACAGAUUCCCCCCCCACCCUACUUUUCAUCGUUAAGAAAACACACAUCAAAGAAAUGCGCCUUGACCUGUGAUGCCCUGAAAUGCGAAACUUUAAGUGGUAAACAUUACAAAUUUCUGCACGUCAGUGGUUGUCUCAUGAUUUCUCUAUGAAAAAAGUAUAAAUUAAUCCUUUACAUACAAACUGCUAUAUCCAAACCUUCCUCAGCAGACACAAAAACAAGUUGAAUGCAAAGCUAGAAAUACAUUAGGUAGAAAAGUUUUCACAAAAAAUGACCUCAUGAUGGAAUAAAUACAAUCAUAAUGGGAUGUAGUGGCAAAUCAUUCACUGUUACGACGUUCAGAUACUUUCAUGCACAAAGGCCCAAUGAAUACUGAAGUAUUUUGGUUUGUCUGUAUCCAUUUCAAAAUAAAAGUGUGUUCAAUGCCCGUUAUUCUCAUAGUACAUGAUUAUGUUUGUUUAUGUGGCUUGUUACAAACAUGUAUUAAAAAAUAACAAUUAGCUUUGAUGAUAUAUGACGGCGGGUUUUACUUGCAACAACAAUCACUUUGUAAGAGCAGGCAGUUUACUUUGAAAAAGUAGCAGAAACCAGCACAGAAGUCUUCAUAUCGGCACUGUUUGUAAGACCUCUGGAUUGCAAAUCACUGCGUUUAGCAAGUGUCAUUCAUUUGUAGCGCAGACUUGUAUCUGUUUCUGGGUGUACAUUGACAAAAACAAACUUUAGUUUUACAUUACUGCUGGGUUGCCUACAUUCACUAGAGGUGAUUGAAGACGAUUACAAUCAAAUCUGAUGGAUGUUUACCUUUUCCAACGAAGAAAUUACGCUAACAUCACUUGUUAUGUUUACAGUGUGUAGAGAAGUCUCGGUUUGAGGUUGUGUGUGUUGGUGAUAAUGGUGUUUGAGCACCAAUGUAAAGCCCCUCACCAGAAACCACUCAUGUAAAGGUUAGCCGAUACUUCUGUAAGCAACUCUUGCAAUGCCGGAAAUCAUGAAGUCAUUACGGUUAACCUGAUCAGUGCAGCUAUUCAAACGCAAUGGGAAAAAAACUUGAAAACAAACAGUUUAGUCCUUCCUUUGCUUCGUGUUUAGAAGCUCUGCUACAGUAGCUGGACAGCAUCACAGAAUAAGUGACCAAAAGGAUAUAGGUGUGACGGAACAUAGAAAAAUAACUGUUUAUACACGGCCACUUUGCCACGAUAAAGUAAAAAAUGGCACUGUGAGUGAUGAAUAGAAUUUAUAUUCAAGUUAAAUAAAAAAUGUAAAUGGCAUCCAAUCUUGCCAUCACCUGCACGGAUGGAAACAGGUGAAAACACACUAAGUGACAAAUGUACUGUUAUUGGCAGCUUCUCACGUUACAGUUUAUAUACAAGUUAGAGAACAGAAACAAGAAACUGUCUUUUUUUUGUAAUGCAUUCUAUACACUCAGUUUUUAACAGCAUCCCCAUUGACACAGAGCAUAGUAAGUACACAACACAAGGUUGCUUUUGUUCCACCUUAAAAAUCUUGUGAUUCGGACAUCGACGGCAUUGAACAUUCAGUGGUGUCCUAAUGCACUUGUUGAUGUCUGUUUGUCCUUUUUCGGGUGAUUUUUUUAAGGUAAGAUGGAUGUUUUUUUAAGGAAGGGAGGAGUUGGUCUGCUGGUCUACAGUGCAAAUAAAGGGUUAGGAGCAUAUGCGCGGCAUUUUAUCCUAAAAAUGCGAUACUGCCUCAUCUAUUCGUGAAAUCCUCGCAACACUUCACUGUCUGGAUCUACUGCAUACUCUAAAUACUGAAAAUGUUGGCGGCAAAUUAACACUAAAUCUAAAUUAACUUGCCAUUUUUUUUAAAUUAUGUAAUUUCUUUUGAGGCUAAAUGUGACUUCUAAAGGGGACAUAUCAUGAAAAGCUUUAUCAGUGCCAAUCAACGAACUUUCACAUUCAUGCUCAUUAGAAAACACCAACCCCCAUCCACACUGGCUUGAGAACUACCAUUACAAUAUUUUCCCGCAAGCCAAUCAGAGCAGACUGGGCUUUUUCGGGAAGGAAGCUUAAAGAAACAGGCACCAAAACGGGGUGUUCCGGGCAGAUGGUGAAUUCAGGUAUCUUUACACAGGCUGUACGAAGAAAAAAAUGUGUUUCUCGAACAUUAAAGCAUGUAAACAUGUUCUACUAGAAACCCAAAGUGCAUGAAUGAACUUGAAAA